UUAUGCAUCUAUUAUAGUGGGAACGGGUUGUUGCGCACAUGGUAGUUACCCGGACAGUUCUACGUGAAGCUCCCUUGGUCCCAUCUUGGCUACAUUGUAAUCAGAGCGGAGAGCAAAGAGAGCUUGUUCAUAUUACAGCUGCUGUUUCAGCGGUUUCUGUGGUGAUGGACCCUCCCGGCGGGCGAGACGAGCGUCAUCGUCAGGCGGAGCGGCUUCGACGGGAGGAGGCAUACUACCACUUCAUUAAUGAACUUAGUGAGGAGGAGUAUAGACUAAUGAGAGACAGCAACCUACUGGGAACACCUGGUGAAGUCACAGCAGAGGAGCUGAGGCAGCGGUUGGAUGGUGCAAAGGAGCGUGUGUCAUCUCAGCCACACCCUGAACCACGCCCACAAAACAGUGAGGCAGAGGGCAGCAGCGGUGCUGUUGAGUCAGGUCCCGAGACAUCCAAUGGGGAUUCCCUGCUGGAGUGGUUGAACACAUUUCGUCGCACAGGAAAUGCCACCCGAAGCGGGCAGAGCGGAAACCAAACUUGGCGUGCUGUCAGCCGUACAAACCCCAACAGUGGCGAGUUUCGCUUCAGCCUCGAGAUUAACAUCAACCACGAGCAGCCUGAACCCGGAGAACACAGUGACACGGCCGAUCCCACUGAACUCCCGAUGCCUCCUCCCCCACCAUCAUCAUCUGCCCCUGUACCUGCGACCCCAUACAACCCAUCAAGGUCUGCACCGUAUUCACUUCAACAACCGACGCCAUAUUCCACAACCAGACCCACUUUGGGAAGAAGGCCUGCAGUGCGACGCACCCGUAGUAGCACGGCUCCCCCCGUAACGCCCCCUCUGACCUCACAAGCUCCUCCCACAGCUCUGAGAACGACCCUUCCUUCUUUGCCAAGCUCUGCCCCUCCGCAUGCACCACUUUCACAACCGUCACAAGAGCAGGAUAGUGGUGCAGUAAGGAGUCAAAUACAGGUCACAACCUCCUCUGUUAAUGCAAGGGAGGGGCAGAAUGGAAAUGAAGACCCAGACUGCCCCAACGCUCAGCCUGGUCCCCAGGUAGCGCCAGCCGGCCGGGAGCCACGAAACAGUAGGACUCGUUCACGUGGCCGCGUGCGCAGAGCAGCAGGGGCAGGAGGAGCUUUAUCUCGCUCCUCAAGACGCAGCCGAUCCCCCCUAGACAGAAAUCCCACUUCUACUGUUAGCCCCACCCAUAGUAACAACACUACCCCAGUGGAGUCCGGUGAAAGUACGGCGGUUGCUAUGGAGAUGGGCGAGGCUGUUGUAGAGCCAGCUGCUCCAGCAGAUCCUCUUCCCGAAGCAGGUGAGGAAGAGGGGGAAACACCUGUAUCAGGUGGCGGAGGGGUGCGGCGCCACCCAACGAUCAUGCUGGACCUCCAGGUCCGGCGUAUCAGGCCAGGGGAGAACCGUGACAGGGACAGCAUCGCCAGUCGCACUCGUUCCCGGGCGAGGGCUGCCGAGAACACGGUAACAUUUGAGAGCGACAGCGGUGGCUUUCGCCGAACCAUCUCCCGCUCCGAGCGUGCAGGAAUUCGCACCUACGUCAGCACUAUCCGCAUUCCGUUACGACGCAUUUCGGAAACAGGCCUGGGUGAGCCCAGCUCGACAGCACUGCGGUCCAUCUUGCGCCAGAUCAUGACCGGCUUCGGUGAGCUCAGCUCCCUCAUGGAGACGGAAGCUGAUUCAGAGACUCCUACGCCCACCCAGGACCCUGCCUCCGUCACUGGAGCCCAAGCGCUUCGUGUCAAUGGCACUGAGGGAGGUGCGACCCACGGUGGAGUGGAAUCGGCACCACAAGGUUUAGCUGAGGCUGAAGAGGAAGGCCAGGUACGAGUGAACAGGACUGGGCCAGAGGGACGGCCUAGCAGCAGAGACACUAACAACCUGGUCGAGAACGGCACAUUGCCCAUCCUUAGGCUGGCGCACUUUUUCCUUCUCAAUGAAGAUGAAGAUGAGGAACACCCGCGGGGCCUAACCAAAGAACAGAUCGACAAUCUGGUCACACGCACUUACGGUCAGGUCAACCUGGAGGGCGAGCAGGGCCGCGCUUGCAGCGUCUGCAUCAAUGAGUACGCUCAGGGCAACAAGCUGCGCCGCUUGCCCUGCGCCCACGAGUUCCACAUCCACUGCAUUGACCGCUGGCUAUCCGAAAACAACACCUGCCCCAUAUGCAGGCAACCUAUUUUGUCCAGCCACCAAGAAUGAUGUCAGGGGCUCACUGUCGAUUAACAAACUGAAGGACUGACAUUACCAUUGGUGGUGUCUGUACAUAGCGCUUCAAUGUUUUCAUUCUCUGAGAUCCAUUGUAUUCAAGCUAAAGGUAGAAACCAAAAGCAGAAAAAGACUUUAAUGCAGAGAUUUAACAAAGCUUUAUUUUUUUAGACCCCCUUUGUUUUCUGCACUUGUUGUCAUUUUCCUCUUCUUCGAAUCUCUCUCCAUUAUGCUUUGUGGACAUUUUAUUAACAGACAAGUGAGACUAAUACUGAAGCAGUUAGGGUGUUAGCUUCACCUAAUACUGUGUCAGAUAUAAAUUGAAGCUGAUUUUAGUGGCUUCAAAAAGGAAGACCUUUAAGGACAUGUAAAUAUAUGAAUGUCUGUGUUUUUUUGGUUUUAACAUUAAGACGUUGGCUGUGUCCGAAACCGCCUACUUCCAUACUAUAUAGAAGGAAAAAGCAGGCGAGGCGAGUAGUAUGUCUGAAUUCAUUCAUAGUAUUCAAAAAACAGUUCUCUCUAUGGACACUUUGCUAUCCUGUGAUCCCCAGAAGAGAACUUAUCCAGCGAAGAAGAAGACAGAGGGGCAUUGUUUUAUUCAAAAAUGCCUGAAAGCGUUAACACAGCUCUAUUCAAAUGCAAAAACAGCUGACCCUUGUAUUUAAAUUGCGCUUGUUUAAUGUCAUUCCAGUUAACGACUAACUUGUUAUGAUGACGAUGUAUCAACAUGGCAAAUGUAUUAGGUCCGAAUUCAUUCAUACUAUCCAUAUUCAUACUAUAUAGUACUGUUUUAAUGGUCAGAGUAGGUACUUCAUCUAAUUCGGUAACUACUGUCACAGUAUGCGAUUUCGGACACAGCCAUACUCUAGGAAGGAACCUAAGAUCCUUGGUUAGUUAGCAUUUUCAAAAGGAAUGUUUACUUUUAAGCGCUUGCUGCACAAUUCACAAGUUUGAAGCUCUUACGAAAUCCCCCACGUAAAUGCUCUUAAUGUUGGGCAACUCUCUUUUUAAUGCGUCUUCAAUCAAAGCAGGUUUUAGUGUAAUUUGAAUGAGUUCGAUAAGCAGUGUAUGGGAUAUAUCUGGUCAUCAUUUUUGUCACUGUGGUUUGAGAUUUUAUGCAAUUCCAGUAACUUAAUUUGCAUAUUUAUUUUAAGGGAAACAGCAAUGGUCAUCUCUGUCAACACUAAAUUACACAGACUCAGUCAUUAGUAGGGUCAUUGUCACUAUGGACUGAAUAUGCUUACCCGAGUGUCAUUACAUUUCUGAUGAGAACAAGCCAUUUGAAUUUGAACUAGAGUGAAAUGGGAUUAUGUGAUAUUGUAUGAUCUAAGUGCAUGCUUGAUUUGUCUUUGGCUUACCUGCUUAUAUACACACGAUGAAGCCCUUAAAUUCCCACCACACAGUUCAUAAUGUUUUAAUGUCUAUUGAUAAGAUAAUCAGUUUAUCCGAAAGCACUUGUCACCGGCUGCCAUAUAGGGCUUGUCACUGUUCAGACUUCAUCCAGGUUGAUGUAAUGAAAUGAAAAGUUUCAUGGGCAAUGAAAACAAAUGAAUAGUGAUUAAAUAUUAAACAUACCCAUGUUUAUUAUUUAAGAUUUUUUACUUUGUAUCUCACAUACACGCAUCACAAUCCUCUUCUAUUGAACGUACAAUGGUUUCCCUUGUGGGAUUGGUUUCCUCCAAGCCUUCGUUUUAUAUUCUUCAUGCAUUAUUUCCAGGGUGUGAAAUCGAGUUUCUGAAUGAAAGAUAAUGAAUGUAGUUGUACUUUUAAUUUGUUAAAGGUGCACUUUUCCUCAUAUACAAUAGACGUCUGCUUAUGUUUCAGGACCUCAGCUAAAACAAAUACAGGGUGACUUCUGUUAUCAAACAUCUGUGCUUCAUGUUUGUGUUAUUCUUGUAUACUAAAAUAUCCCUUUAUUUUGUCUGUGUGUCGCGAGGGAGGUGUAUGUCAAAUGCAAAGUGUGAAUUGUAUGUAUGUGUGUAGUAAAUGUGUAUGUAUAUUUCUGUUGCGAGAGAAUGGUUUUUGAGAUGUUCUUCUUUAUAUGAAUAAGGGGGAUCUUUGGCCAUGAAGUUUAGAUAUUUAAUGAUGUAAAACUGACAUCAUUGAGCUAUGACUAUGUAUUGUUAUAAUGUGAUGCUAAGAACAGAAGAAUAUGUAUUCUGGUAUUAUGUAAUGUAAUAAAACAUAGAUUUUUCUUCUC
Molecule: messenger RNA, 4428 nt
Organism: Paramisgurnus dabryanus
Lineage: Eukaryota; Metazoa; Chordata; Actinopteri; Cypriniformes; Cobitidae
Gene: rnf6
Product: ring finger protein (C3H2C3 type) 6
Biological process (GO): protein ubiquitination; ubiquitin-dependent protein catabolic process; positive regulation of DNA-templated transcription
Cellular component (GO): nucleus
Molecular function (GO): ubiquitin protein ligase activity
Source: RefSeq, a predicted model, not a curated record